UCUCAAGACGUCAUCAAUCCGGCACUUGCCAACAUGGAAGGUGGAGACAGCACAGUCUCCGCGGCAGGCCGUGGGGCUUCGGGUUCCGCAGCAGUGGCGGCGACCGUGCAGGAGCUCCUGCAGGACGACUGUUAUAGUGAAUUUUUAAAUGAAGACUUUGAUGUAAAAACUUACACUUCCCAAUCUAUUCAUCAAGCUGUAAUUGCUGAGCAACUAGCAAAACUUGCCCAAGGGAUCAGUCAGCUGGAUAAAGAACUACACCUACAGGUUGUUGCAAGACAUGAAGAUUUACUGGCACAAGCAACUGGGAUUGAGUCUUUGGAAGGUGUUCUUCAGAUGAUGCAGACAAGAAUUGGAGCUUUACAGGGAGCUGUUGAUAGGAUGAGAUCAAAAAUUGUUGAGCCAUACAAUAAAAUUGUAGCCCGUACUGCUCAACUGGCAAGGCUCCAGGUUGCCUGUGAUUUGCUUCGGAGAAUAAUUCGCAUCUUAUAUCUCAGUAAGAGGCUCCAGGGACAACUGCAAGGAGGAAGUAGAGAAAUAACAAAAGCUGCUCAGAGUCUCAAUGAACUUGAUUAUCUCUCUCAAGGAAUAGAUCUUUCUGGAAUAGAAGUAAUAGAAAAUGAUCUACUCUUUAUUGCAAGAGCUCGACUUGAAGUGGAAAAUCAAGCCAAGCGUCUGCUGGAGCAAGGUGUGGAGACCCAGAAUCCAACUCAGGUUGGAACAGCUCUUCAGGUUUUCCAUAAUCUCGGGACAUUGAAGGAUACUGUUACCAAUGUCGUGGAUGGUUAUUGUGCUGCUUUGGAAGACAGUAUCAACAACACAUUGGACGUCAAAGUUUUGACUCAGCCUUCCCAGUCAGCUGUGCGAGGAGGCCCUGGGCGAGCCACCAUGCCAACUCCAGGAAACACAGCAGCUUUUCGGGCUUCCCUCUGGACCAAUAUGGAAAAACUUAUGGAUCACAUCUGUGCUGCUUGUGGACAGGUACAACAUCUACAAAAAGUAUUAACCAAGAAGAGAGAUCCUGUUUCUCACAUUUGUUUCAUUGAAGAAAUAGUUAAGGAUGGACAGCCUGAAAUUUUAUACAUGUUUUGGAAUGCAGUCACUCUGGCACUCUCUUCUCACUUUCAUGCAGCGACAAACUCUUCUAUGUUUCUGAAACAAGCAUUUGAAGGUGAAUACCCUAAACUAUUACGUCUUUAUAAUGACUUAUGGAAGCGUCUUCAGCAGUACAGUCAAAAUACCCAAGGAACGUUUAACACAAGUGGAACUCCUGACCUCAAUGUGGACCUCCCACACAUGGAAGACGAUACCCAAGACAUGUUCAUUCUGAAAAGGCCAGACUAUGAUCCAGAAAAAGCAUUGAAAGAUUCACUGCAGCCUUAUGAGGCUGCUUAUCUCUCAAAGUCCCUGUCACGGCUCUUCGAUCCCAUCAACUUGGUCUUCCCUCCUGGAGGACGUAACCCUCCUUCCUCUGAUGAGCUUGACGGGAUCAUUAAAAGUAUAACAAGUGAACUCAAUGUAGCUGCUGUUGAUGCAAACCUCACAUUAGCUGUGUCAAAAAAUGUGGUGAAGACCAUCCAGUUAUAUGCUGUGAAAUCGGAGCAGCUUCUCUCUACUCAGGGAGAUGCGAGCCAGGUGAUUGGACCUCUCACUGAAGGACAGAAGAGGAAUGUGGGUGUGGUGAACUCCCUCUUUAAGCUGCACCAGUCAGUAACAAAGGUGGUUGCCAGUCAGAGCUCAUGCUCAGCAGCGGCUGAGCAGACUAUCAUGUCAGCUCUAAAGACAAUUCACGAUCUCAUGGGGAAUGCCAUACAGCCCUUGCUGACGUCAGUGGCAGAUGCAAUCGAAGCCAUAAUCAUCACCAUGCAUCAGGAAGACUUUUCUGGGGCAUUAACCAGCUCAGGAAAGCCUGACGUUCCCUGUUCCCUGUACAUGAAAGAGCUACAAGGCUUCACUGCCAGAGUUAUGAGUGACUACUUUAAGCACUUUGAAUGCUUGGAUUUUGUUUUUGACAAUACUGAAGCUAUUGCACAAAGAGCCAUUGAACUCUUUAUCCGCAAUGCCAGUCUCAUAAGACCUCUUGGUGAAGGCGGGAAACUGCGACUUGCUGCUGAUUUUGCACAGAUGGAGUUGGCUGUGGGUCCAUUUUGCAGAAGAGUGUCGGAUUUGGGAAAGUCCUAUCGGAUGCUGAGGUCGUUUAGACCCUUGCUCUUCCAGACAAGUGAACAUGUGGCGGACAGUCCAGCAGUGGGAGACAUUAUACCAUUCAGCAUCAUCAUUCAGUUUCUGUUCACAAGAGCACCAGCUGAGCUGAAAUCCCCCUUCCAGAGGGCAGAAUGGUCCCAUGCACGCUUCUCCCAGUGGCUGGACGAUCAUCCAUCUGAAAAGGACAGGCUCCUCCUCCUCAGGGGAGCCCUGGAAGCUUAUGUUCAAUCAGUGAGAAGCAGGGAAGGCAAAGAGUUCGCACCAGUGUACCCCAUUAUGGUUCAGCUGCUUCAGAAGGCUAUGUCUGCUCUUCAGUGACCUGCAGUCUCCGCGCAGACCUGUCCACAGGUGGCAACUGAAGAGCAUAGUUGAUUUCCGUGAUUCCUAUUGAUUUUUCUUUUACCUCUAGCACUUUUACUUCAAAAUGUCAAAAUAGAUCAAUCAUCACAACCUUCAAAUGCAUACAUGGUUUUUUUUCAUAAAGGUUUUUUUCAAAAAUGUUUUCCUGUUUCAGAUUUUGGAGGAAGGCUAUUUUAUUUGCUGUCAUGCAGUUGAUUCCCUAUUAUUUGCACUUCAAUCACCUGCUUUCCCCCAGCCUGCCACUUUCUUUAGUGUUAAGCACUGUGAAAGAAGUCACAUCAGCAGGGCGUUCACGAGUAUACACCUGACAGAGCAGCCCUACCCCACAGUGAUUCGGACAUGCAGUCAAGCCCAGUAACUAUGGCCGAACCCAAAGCUGAGGCAGACACAAUGCUAAAUGCUCUUUACUGGAUCUAACUACAGCUUUAAAUGAAGCCAGGGUUUCUUUACACUGUCAUUUCACUAAAAACAGGCACUCAGGGCUUUGCAACAGGUUGAUUUCCUUUCUACAAAGAUUUUCUAUAAAGAGUAAUAUAACUCCUUAUUUUUCUAUUGUCUUUACUCCAUUAUUAACAUUCUUUAGCCGGGCAGUGGUGGCGCACGCCUUUAAUCCCAGCACUUGGGAGGCAGAGGCAGGCGGAUUUCUGAGUUCGAGGCAGCCUGGUCUACAGAGUGAGUUCCAGGACAGCCAGGGCUACACAGAGAAACCCUGUCUCAAAAAAACAACAACAACAAAAAAAAUCUUUAAUUUUUAAAACUCCACCAGCAACCUACUUCCAUCUACUGAUCAGAUUAUACUGAUAGCUAUACAUAAAUUCAGUCAAUCAGAAAUCAAAGAUAGACCUUUUUUUUUCCUUUUAUUUGAAAUAAUAUACAAGAAUAUAGUGUGCAAAAUUGAGGGGCAAUAAAAGUGUAAUGAACUGAAA
Grammomys surdaster is the source of this 3491-nucleotide messenger RNA. RefSeq names its product component of oligomeric golgi complex 5 (gene Cog5). Gene Ontology annotation, biological process: intra-Golgi vesicle-mediated transport. NCBI's taxonomy places the organism in Eukaryota, Metazoa, Chordata, Mammalia, Rodentia, Muridae. The coding region runs from base 34 to 2523 and encodes 829 amino acids. The record is from RefSeq and is a predicted model, not a curated record. Gene Ontology annotation, cellular component: COG complex. The transcript has 22 exons.